GGAUGGUCAUUGGGCUUUAUGUCUAGUGAAUCAAACCAUACACGAGCCCAAUAUUAACCCACCCCACAGUAAACCUCAACUGCUCAACAGUUCGAAAGCUUCUCUCUUCACUCUCCGUGUAACUCCUUCAAUGGCGACCGAGAACAAAUCCAAGGCAAGCAACUGCAACAAAAAUAACAAGAAAAGAAAGAAUUACCUGCCUCACAAUAAGCCAAUCAAAAAGGAUUCUUACCCCUUACGUCCUGGCGUUGAAGGGUUCUUCAUAACUUGUGAUCUUGGGAGAGAACGCCAAGCUUCGCAUGAAGCCAUCAAUGUUAUCGACUCUUUUUACGAAGAGCUUAUGGAAGGUAGAGAGCCGAAAGCUGGACAUGAGGGGCUAUCUGGAAAGCCCGUUGACAAAAUAACAAAGUUCUCUUACUCAGAUUCAUCCAGUAGCGAAAAAGAUGAGGAUGAAACUACAGAGGGUGAUGAGGCUGAUAACAAAAAUAUUGUUACGUCAAGUGGCGAUGGAAAUGAAAAGAGUGGGGCUGAAAUUAAAGAUGAUUUGUCACUUGAGAAACAAGCACAGAAAGAGAAAGAGAAAGAGAAGCUAGCUGAUGUUCGUGAAAAAACAGAAACAGAAGCUGUGGAACCACCUGUAAAGAGACAAUGUGUAGAAGAUAAAUCUGUUGAUAGGCUAAUUGAGGCUGAGCUAGCCGAAUUAGGAGAUAAGAGCAAGAUGAGGCGUUUCAGUAAGCUCGACACAGGAUGUAAUGGUGUUAUCUUUAUUCAAAUGCACAAGAGAGAGAGAGAUCCAAGCCCAAAGGAAAUUGUCCAACAUAUGAUGACUUCUCUUGCUUCAACCAAGAAAAACAUAUCCAGGUUUCUGUUGAGAGUGCUUCCAGUUGAAGUAUCAUGCUACACAUCAGAGGAGGAAAUCAAGCGGGCAAUAAAGCCUCUGAUUGAGAAGCAUUGUCCAGUAGAAACUGAGGCCCCGCGUAAGUUUGUAGUGUUAUAUGAUGUUCGCGCAAAUACUGGUGUCGAUCGGGCCAAAAUUAUUGACACUGUUGUCAAGACUGUUCCAUCUCUGCAUAAAGUUGAUCGGUCCAAUCCUGAUUUUUACAUAAUGGUCCAAGUUGUCAAGACUGUGUGCUUGAUUGGAAUAGUGGAGAAGUACAAAGAAUUGGCCAAGUACAACUUGAGGCAGCUGAGCUCGUGAAAGCAGUAAAUUUAGCUUUGGAACUUUUCCAAUAUUUCUAGGAGUACUCUGUUUUUCUUUUUACCAACCACUGCUUUUUUAUUUUCUCCUACACUAUCUUCUCUAGAGACAGGAUUGUUGAUUUCAGUGUGUUUGAGAGGAGAUUUUAUAUUCUCAGUAUUCUUAUUCGAUGCAAAUUUAUUUCAACAUGCAUCAGUUGUUUGCAAGACUUUUAUUGCAAUUUGAAAUUUAUGUUUGUAGUGUACUUUUUGUCUGGUAUGACUUAUUAAAUUAUAUAUGCUGAUA
Messenger RNA from Striga asiatica, 1483 nucleotides. The record is from the annotation of a GenBank genome assembly. Lineage: Eukaryota; Viridiplantae; Streptophyta; Magnoliopsida; Lamiales; Orobanchaceae.